Hermetia illucens (black soldier fly) is the source of this 5687-nucleotide messenger RNA. It is a transcript of the gene Toll-6, whose product is annotated as toll-like receptor 6. Gene Ontology annotation, biological process: signal transduction. The coding region runs from base 461 to 4744 and encodes 1427 amino acids. NCBI's taxonomy places the organism in Eukaryota, Metazoa, Arthropoda, Insecta, Diptera, Stratiomyidae. Gene Ontology annotation, molecular function: protein binding. Gene Ontology annotation, cellular component: plasma membrane. The transcript has a single exon. The record is from RefSeq and is a predicted model, not a curated record.
GAAACGCGUGAAACUACGCCCAAUGCGGGAUCCGGAAUCGUGUGAACGGAUUUAGAAUAGAGAAAAGGUUUUGGGAGUUUCUUGUUGUUUUUCGAAUUGUUGUGCAUUUGCGGACUGAACUGAACCGAUUGAAGUGAUAUUAGAUUGAAAUGCGAUAGUGCGAACUUGCAACAAAGUGAAGGAAGCAUUUGAGUGUUGGCACAACGAAAAAACCAGAGAAGUCUCCGAGGAAUUCCUUUACUCCCCUUUACAUCUGUAGUGAAUUCAGUGCGACUGUGUACAAAACCAGUGAAAAAGAAGAAAAGAGCAGCCUAUGGGCAAACAGUGAAGCGUGUGAAUGUGAUUUUUGUCGAGUGGGCACAGCAAUAGUGACAAAGUUAGAAUGGAUAAACAACUCUGACAGGAAAAAAGGAUUCAGAGUUCAAAGUCACUCAAUUUUAUCAGCGAAAAAAUCACCACAAUGUCAACGAGAAAAAGCUCUACAUCAGCUCUUUCAUGCACGUCGUUCUUCUUGCUGGGAGUGUUGGUCUCCUGCAGGCUGACACUCGUGCGACCCCAGCCUCUUUCAUCUCAGGGUCAGGAUAACACGCAACCCACUUUCGAGACUUCCAACGUGUUGCGGUACGAUGCCCCCGAUGAUUGCCACUAUAGACCGUUGGGCGACGGCAGUGACGUUGCGCUGACAUGCACGUUAAGGACGGUAAAUAGCGAGUUCGACACUACCAAUUUCAGCGUAAUUCCCGCCGAGCAUACUGCAUCUCUAACGGUCAUCUGCAAUGACGAGAUAAUGGCAAAGAGCUCGUUAGAGGCACGCAGCUUCGUGCAUUUGAUGAAGCUGAAAGAGCUCUCGCUGGAGUAUUGCAAAAUUGCAAAGUUCUCGCAGGACGUCCUCUUUGGGCUCAACGAUCUGCGAAAUUUUACGCUUCGCACACACAACAUCAACUGGCCAGCGUUGAAUCUGGACAUCGAAGCAAAUGCAUUCGCGGCCACCAAAAAUUUGGAGAAAUUAGAUUUAAGCCAGAAUAACAUCUGGUCCCUGCCGGAGAAUCUAUUUUGCGGAUUGGGAGGCCUAAUGUCGCUCAACAUGAGCGAGAAUCGGCUGCAGGACGUGAAUGAGCUUGGUUUUCGAGAUAAGCCGAAGGAUGAAAAUAGCACCGGCAGCAAUAAAACUCGAGAUGGCCCAUCAACAGCACCAUCGAAGGGAGCAGCCUCCUCGUCGUCAUCCCCCUGCCUACUGGACUUGGAGAUAUUAGAUGUGUCCUAUAACCAUUUCGUUUUAUUGCCAGCCAAUGGAUUCGGGGUUCUGCGACGUUUGAAGCAUUUAACCCUGAACAAUAACGAGAUCUCAAUGGUGGCAGAUAAGGCGUUAAGUGGAUUAAAAAAUCUGCAGGUAUUGAACCUGAGUUCGAAUAAAAUCGUAGCACUCCCUUCGGAGCUCUUUACCGACCCAUCCCAGGCAAUACAGGAAAUUUAUCUGCAGAACAAUUCCAUAAGCGUUCUAUCGCCGAAACUCUUCUCGAAUUUGGAGCAACUCCAGGCACUGGACCUGUCCCUCAAUCAAAUCACGUCCACGUGGAUUGACCGGAACACAUUUGUGGGCCUGAUUCGUUUAGUACUACUGAAUUUGUCCCAUAACAAGAUUACUAAAUUGGAGCCGGAAAUAUUUAGCGACCUGUACACACUGCAAAUCCUUAAUCUGCGCUAUAAUCAAUUGGAUAACAUAGCGGCAGACACUUUUGCUCCUAUGAACAACCUCCAUACACUCCUGUUGUCACACAACAAGCUGAAAUACUUGGAUGCCUAUGCAUUGAACGGGCUUUACGUGCUAUCCUUGCUAUCUUUGGAUAAUAACGCGCUGAUUGGUGUCCAUCCGGAGGCUUUCCGGAACUGUAGCUCGCUACAGGAUCUCAAUUUGAAUGGUAAUCAACUCAAAUCGGUUCCGCUGGCUCUACGCAAUAUGCGUCUACUGAGGACAGUGGAUCUCGGAGAGAACAUGAUUUCAGUUUUGGAGGAGACCGGCUUUCGUGGAUUGGGGAAUUUAUAUGGGCUUCGGCUAAUUGGAAACUAUCUGGAAAACAUAACCGCCAAUGCUUUCAAGGACUUGCCCAAUUUGCAGAUUCUGAAUUUGGCGCGAAAUCGGAUUCAAUUGAUUGAACCAGGAGCGUUUGAAAUGACGUCAAGUAUCCAAGCGAUCCGAUUAGACGGAAACGAAUUAACAGACGUAAGUGGCCUUUUCACGAAUAUGCCAAGUCUCUUGUGGUUGAAUGUCUCCGAUAAUAAGCUGGAGCAUUUCGAUUACGCCCAAAUUCCAUUCGGAUUGCAGUGGCUCGAUUUGCACAAGAAUGAGAUAACAGAGCUGUCGAACAAGCUGAAUUUCGACAGUCAGUUGAGAUUACAAACUUUAGACGCCAGCUUUAAUCGGCUAACGAAAGUUGCUGCUUCCACCAUACCGAAUAGUAUAGAGUUAUUAUUUUUGAAUGAUAAUUUGAUAUCGUCAGUCGAACCACAUACGUUUAUGCAUAAGACUAACCUGACACGAGUGGAUCUCUAUGCGAACCAAAUUCAGUCGCUCGACAUCAAAGCUUUACGGAUUCUACCGGUGUCUGACCAUAGAUUACUUCCGGAAUUCUACAUAGGAGGCAAUCCUUUUGUUUGUGAUUGCAAUAUUGACUGGCUGCAAAAAAUAAAUCAUUUAUCAUCGCGCCAAUACCCCAGGAUAAUGGAUCUGGAGACCAUCUACUGCAAGCUGCUGAACAAUCGCGAACGAGCGUAUAUCUCACUGGUUGACGCAGAACCCAAGCACUUCCUGUGUACAUAUAAAACCCAUUGUUUCGCUCUAUGUCAUUGCUGUGAUUUUGAUGCAUGUGAUUGCGAAAUGACAUGCCCGAAUAACUGCACCUGCUUUCACGACCAAAGUUGGUCAACGAAUGUGGUUGAGUGCUCUGGGGCAGGCUACACAGAGAUGCCAAGCAACGUCCCCAUGGACACAACCGAAGUUUACAUCGAUGGUAACGAUUUGACCGAAUUGUCUGGCCACAGCUUUAUCGGCAGAAAGAAUCUCAUCGUUCUAUAUGCAAACAAUUCUAACAUUCAGUUCAUUUACAACACGACCUUCAGUGGUCUAAGGAGGCUGAUGAUAUUGCAUCUGGAGGAGAACAAAAUUUAUAAACUAGUUGGCACUGAAUUCACCAACUUGGAAAAUCUCCGUGAGCUCUACUUGCAAAGCAACAGGAUCUCAUAUAUCGGUAAUCGAACAUUCUACGGAAUGAGAAAACUAGAAGUCCUGCGAUUGGACGGUAAUAAGUUGGUCCAAUUCGAGGUUUGGCAGCUAACUCAUAACCCAUACUUAGUGGAAGUUGGCUUGGCUGACAAUAUGUGGUCUUGCGAAUGCAGUUAUCUGUCGCGAUUUCGCAGUUACUUGGAAAACAGCGCGGAAAAAAUAAUCGACGCAAACAGAAUUGCGUGCAUCUACAACAAUCUGACAAGCAUACUGAAGGAGAAGAAUGGCACCAAAUGCACUUUGCGCGAGGGCAUUUCUCCGUUUGUGCACGCCAGUGAAAUCGAGGAUAUGCUUCCUCUUCUGCUAGUAGCCACUUGCGCCUUCAUAGGAUUUUUCGGUCUAAUCCUGGGCCUGUUUUGCUACCGCCAUGAGUUGAGCAUUUGGGCUCACCAGAAUUGCUUCUGGAGUCUGUGCUACAAAUCAUCAGGAUUCGUCGAUAGCUAUGACAAAGACAGGCUCUACGAUGCUUACAUAACUUACAGCUUGCAAGACGAGCAUUUUGUGAAUCAAAUACUCGCGAGUACUCUGGAGAACGAUGUAGGCUAUCGACUUUGCCUGCAUUAUCGUGACUUCAACGUCAACGCAUAUAUUGCUGAUACUAUCAUCGAGGCUGUCGAAAGCUCGAAGCAAGCUAUCCUAGUUUUAUCUAAAAAUUUUCUCUACAACGAAUGGACUCGAUUUGAGUUCAAAACUGCUGUACAUGAAAUUCUAAAAAGACGACGAAGAUUAGUAUUUAUUUUGUAUGGGGAUCUGCCUCAGAGAGAUAUUGAUCCUGAAAUGCGUCACUAUCUGCGCACUAACACCUGCAUCGAAUGGGACGACAAGAAGUUCUGGCAAAAGUUGAGAAUGGCAUUGCCCCAUCUACGAAAAAACCAUUGCCUUGCCAAGCGAUCAGCGGUGAACAUCUACGCAACUGCUCAUGACUACGGACCGCCCAGGGCAGCCGAGUGUCCCAAGCGAUUCGACUGCGCAAACUACGCAACCAUUAACGACUUCAGCAGGACUGGUUUCGACUCAGCAUCGUGCAAAUACAGCUCGGUUAGUGAUAACGCAAUGCAGAAAAACGAUCUCAGCGUUAAGACGCUUGAUAGGAAGCACCACCACGAAUACGCAGUUCCAUCGAAUUGUCUACUCGGUGCUUCCGAGUCAAACUACACUGGAACGGGAGGUAAGGACUGUGAAUGCUGUCCGACUUCUAAGUACUGCUCCUCAGCUGUGAAUGCUAGUUGUAACGGUUCCUUCAAUUCAAACAUCGCGGGCGGUGGUGGGGGUAGCAUUGCGUCAAGCACGGCGAACAUCAACCCACCCCCGCCUAGUAGUCUGUACAGUAAUUAUUCGAAAAGCUGCAACUGCACAAACCAAAAAUACGAGCCUUGCCGGUGUACUCCGAAGUACGAUUCCAACGGAUCACUGAAUGAUGUGAACAGUCUGGACAAGCGGCUGCCUCAAACACUCUGGGCGUAACGGUUGCCUGGGUUAGCCGCUGCAUAAACUAGUCAGCUAGUGUCCAGCCCCCGGCUGGACAGUAGUGUCCUCCUACAGGUGAAGAUGCCUUUAAUUUGAAAAGUGUACAUUCAAUUAGGCCCUAAAGCGAGAUGAUCCCUGGCGACAAGUACCACCCAUGCAAUCCAUCGGGGAAACGGUUACACUCCGAAACCAGCGUCGAGAAAAUUAGUCGAAUUUAUUAUUUUAAGCUUCAAAUUUCUGCAACUGCAAGACGGUCUCCAGUGAGGUGGAUUUUAGUGAUCGGGCAAGAUGCAACUCUCGCUACCAUGCCUGCCUGCGCUCCAGGCGCUGGAAACAGGCCCCCGAGCUGCAGGAGGGCGCAUCGUUGUUGUCAAUCGUUUGCAUUCAGGAAGGUCCCCGUUGCCAUCAUCGUCGUUAUCGUGAUCUCAAAAAUAAACUAAUUUUACGUAUAGAGACUUUUAGACUGAUUACUUAAUUAAACUUAUUAAUAUUAUUUAAAAGCCCAGCAAAAAUUAUUAUUGAUCAAUGGAAUGAGGAAGCAGAAGUUAAUUUAAUAUUGUAAAAAUUAAUAUUCACAGAAAACGGAAAAAUCCAGUGUAAAAUAUGAAAAUUUUUCAAAUUACUCAAACGCUAAACAAACACGUGAACGCCACAGAUAGGAUUUGAUUAAUACUAAUAUUACUAAUAACCAUGGCAUUAUUAUUCCUCAAAAUGAAGGAACUCAAGAGGCAAGCAGGUGAGAGGAAUGCCAAGAUAAGUAAUGAGAGCAACUGAAAAAAGAUAAAAACUUCCACUAUCUACUAUUUGAAAUUCACAAAGGUACUUCUAAGCUAAAUGUUUUUAUUUUUAUGUUAUCAAACGAUACAAACAAAUGUUUAAUUAUUAUUAAUUAUUAUAGUAUAUAUUAAAAAUUGUAAUUAUUUUGUAAAUACAAAAUGAA